Messenger RNA from Struthio camelus australis, 1868 nucleotides. The record is from RefSeq and is a predicted model, not a curated record. Lineage: Eukaryota; Metazoa; Chordata; Aves; Struthioniformes; Struthionidae.
AUGCGGCACAGGGAACUGUGGCCGCCCAUGCCCCUGCUGAAGGUGCGCCUGGCAGCUGAGCUAAGCCUGCACUAUUUCUGGCCAAGGCAGGAAAAGGGCGGAAGCGCUGGCGUGGCCGACCGACACCAGUCCCGCGGGCUUUCUGGGGACAUUACCAUAGCCCUGCCUGCCCCACCAGUGGGCUCUUCCUGGCUGAGCGUCGACUGUGGGCACAACUUCUGCCGCGGUUGCAUUGCCAAGCACUGCCAGGAGAAGGGUCUCUGGGCCGACGGACCCUUCUCCUGCCCGCAGUGCCGAGCCGCGUGCCACCGCAGCAACUUCCGCCCCAACCGGCAGCUGGCCAACAUCGUGGAGAGCAUCCGGCAGCUGGGGCUGCGGGCCGGCCCGGGGCCGGGGGCUCUCCUGUGUGCCACGCACGAUGAGCGGCUCAAGCUCUUCUGCGAGGAGGACGAGGAGGCCAUCUGCGUGGUGUGCAGGGAAUCCCUGCACCACCGCCCUCACACUGUCUACCCCAUCGAGGAGGCCGCACAGGUCUACAAGGUUAAACUCCAGAAAUCUCUGGAGUAUCUUUCCAAGGAAGUGGAAGAAGUGAAGAAACGUGAGUCAGCAGAAAGGAUGAAAAUCCAGGAUUGCAAGGAGGCAGUGAAGAAAAAAAGGGAAAGGAUUGUGAGUGAGUUUGGAAAACUGCAUCGGCUGCUGGCUGAUGAAGAGAAGCUGCUGCUUCAGAAGCUGGAGGAGGAAGAGAAGAGGAUUCUGCUGAUGGUCAGUGAAAACCUUGCCCAGCUCGUGGAGCAAAAGUCCUCUCUGGACCUGCUGAUCCUGGAGAUAAAGGAGAAGUUCCAGGAGCCAGCUGAUGGGCUGCUCAAGGACAUGAAAAGCAUCCUGAACAGGUGCGAAGGGAUGAAAUUCCAGGCCCCCAGAGCUGUUUCUGUGACCCUGCUAGAAGAUUACAGCAUCCCAGAGCGCUGCCUGGGCAUGAGGGACAUGCUGAAGAAAUUCAAAGUGGAUGUGAUUCUGGACCCUGAGACAGCACAUCCUGAACUCACCCUGUCUGAAGACCGGAAAAGCGUGAAGCGAGGAGGCAAGAAGCUGAUUCUGUCCCUCUUUGACAACCCCAAGAGGUUUAACACCACGCCGCUGGUGCUGGGGGUUCAGGCCUUCUUCUCCGGCCGGCGCUACUGGGAAGUGCAGGUGGGAGAUAAGACAGAGUGGGGCUUGGGGCUGUGCAGGGAGUCAGCCAGCCGGAAAGGCACCAUCCUCUUCUCACCUAGCAAUGGCUAUUGGGUGCUGCGGCUGCAGAACAGUGGCAACUAUGAAGCCCUCACUUCCCCGAUUUCCCUUCUGAACCUGAGCGUGAGACCCCGGUGCAUUGGAAUCUUCCUGGACUAUGAGGCAGGAGAAAUCUCAUUUUAUAAUGUGACUGACCGCUCCCACAUCUACACCUUCACUGACAAGUUCUCUGGGAAUCUCCGGCCUCUUUUCUUCCCAGGUGCUUUGCUGGGGGGCAAAAAUGCAGAGCCCUUGGUGAUCUCCUGGAUCAGGGACACACAAGGGACUGGCUGCAUCGUCCUGUAACGUGUGGUUAAAAGGCUGCCCUGGCCUCAGCACAGGACAGCCAGAGACCAGUGGGCCUGACCAGUUGGUCUCCUGAGCAGGAGGUUGGCAGCAAGGCAGCACUAGAGGAAUAGGUAUGUGUUUGGGGUGAGCAGCAUGGCAAGGUCUCCUUGUGCUUCUGGAUGCUGUCGAUGACCCACAAAGCAUAAUGCCUAUGAGAAACCUGACAGCGACUGUGUCCGUUCACGUGAUGCAUUCACCCUGUGCCGGGCCCGUGCCGGGAAGGGCAUUACAUGGCACAGAUAUGCCACAAC